UGAAGAAUAGGAUCUCGCUAGAGGCGGAUCAAUACACCGGAACACAAGCACUUGAGCCCUGAAUAAGAACAGGUGCUCUGAUAGUCACUUUUAUGGGGGCGGGGGGAUCUGGCUUCCGCAGCAAAUGUGGGACAUGAGCACCGCUAGGCGUCAUGCGUUCCACCCGGCUCACAGACACGAGACACCUGGCAUGUCACUGUCAGCGGGAUCGAGUUUAAGGUCCAGUCUCAGAAGAUGAGGUUCCUCCUUCAGACGCGCUGCUGGCUGGUGCUGCUCUGCCUCAGCCUUUCGCUGCUUCUCUGGUACGGAAACACCGUCAGUCAGAAAACUGCCGGGAGUGUCUCCAUCCUGGACGGGUUUGUGAGGAUCAUCUCGAACGGCACGACUCAGAAAACGAGCGAGAGUGUCUCCACUCUGCAAGGAUUUGUGAGGAUCACCCCACACAACACGACUCAGUUCCUGUCUCACCAUUACCAUGAGUGCGCCAUCAUCUCCAGCUCAGGGCAGAUGCUUGGAGCAAACCUUGGCGAGGAAAUAGAAAAAUUCAACACAGUGAUUCGGAUGAACAAUGCUCCCGUGCGGGGCUUCGAGAAGGACGUGGGCCGAAAAACCACGGUGCGUGUGGUGUCGCACACAAGCGUGCCGUCACUGAAGUGGAACGAACGUUACUACUUUCAUGUUUCGGAGAAGACUGUUUAUGUGAUCUGGGGUCCUCACAAGAAGAUGAGGCAAGAUGGACUGGGCUCAACCUACAACACUUUGCUGAAGUUAGCACGCGACUACCCAAACGUGGAAAUAUACGCUUUUACCAAAGAGAAGGUGGAAUAUUGCGACAAUGUGUUUGAGAAGGAAACAGGAAAGCACAGAAUGAACUCUGGAGCAUAUCUCAGCACCGGGUUUUUCACCAUGAUCCUGGCGAUGGAAAUGUGCGACCACAUUCGUGUUUACGGGAUGGUCAACGAUGCGCAUUGCAGGGGGAAGAAUUACACCAUCGUCCCGUACCAUUACUACGAUACGAGAAAAACCAACGAGUGUAUGAUGUACAGAAUACACGAGCACCAGUCUCGCGGUGGACAUCGAUUCAUCUCUGAGAAGACCAUGUUUGCCAGAUGGUCCAAACUCCACGAUAUUCAGUUCAGACAUCCCACUUGGCAUGACUGAGGCCUACGAACUCACCUCUUCAGCACAGUUAGGAAAACAUAUGAAGACUGUAUCCAGCACACCAGCUAGCUCAUGCCAAAGCGGAAAAAUGCCAUCAGGGUGCGCCUUCAUUUUUUACUUGAUUUAGUGUGACGCAAUUGAAGGAAUCCUAACUGUUAAACAGAGUUGUCUUUUUAAGUCAGUGCGCCAGAAGGAAUGUUUAUGCAUGACUGAAGUCAAAGUUGGAUGGGGGUCAAAAGGUUGCGUUGCAGUUAUUUCAGUUAAAUGAUGAGCCUUUCCUUCUGUGUUUUUAUGUACAAGUUAACAGGGAUAUUAAUUGCAGAUCUUAUCCUGUAAAUGUUUCUUUUUUGCAAAGUCAAAGUUUUUGUCAUUGAUGUGGAUCAAUCGAUGAAGAACUUUACCUUUAUGAACAUGAAAGUGCCAAUAUCUUCGAUUUUUUAUUAGAUUUAUGGAGCUCUUGUAGACAGUGUUCCACUGCGGUAUUUGUUAAAUAAUCUAAAAAUGUUUUAUAAGAUUUUAUUUAUACAUGAAAUGACCAGGUCUCAUAGUCUUUAUUCUGUUAUAAUGGUGGGUAGUUUCGCCACUCUCCUUUUCUUCUUUGUGUAGCCCGGCUCUCCAUUUCCCUCCACUUUUAUUCAGGUCGGAAGCCUUUAUUCCAACUUUGAAUCCCAGACAUAAUUUCAGGUUAUUAAUUAUUAUUAUUAUUUAUUUUUGUUUGACUGCUGGCAAUUAUCGCCUGAUGUUUACAGUGAAGUCUGAUGCAGUCCAUCCUCAAGACUGUACAGCAUUUGCACUGCGAAAGAAGCUUCUUUGUUAAAUUCUCUGUCAAAGUCUUUUGUUAUGUAAAUUCCAAGUGCAAAAGAGGACUGCGAUGUGAAAAAUGGAUUCACGCAAAUGUUCUAAUGAACAUUGUUUCUCAGGUGAUGUGUCAAAGCUUUUAUUAAAAAAAGAAAACUUAAAAGACAUAUAUUUCAUUAUUAAAGAUG
This is a messenger RNA of Synchiropus splendidus (mandarinfish), 2147 nucleotides long. RefSeq names its product ST6 (alpha-N-acetyl-neuraminyl-2,3-beta-galactosyl-1,3)-N-acetylgalactosaminide alpha-2,6-sialyltransferase 4 (gene st6galnac4). Gene Ontology annotation, molecular function: alpha-N-acetylgalactosaminide alpha-2,6-sialyltransferase activity. The transcript is spliced from 5 exons. NCBI's taxonomy places the organism in Eukaryota, Metazoa, Chordata, Actinopteri, Syngnathiformes, Callionymidae. The record is from RefSeq and is a predicted model, not a curated record. Gene Ontology annotation, biological process: oligosaccharide metabolic process; ganglioside biosynthetic process. The coding region runs from base 235 to 1161 and encodes 308 amino acids.